AUGUCGUCGUACCUGGAGAAGCAGUCCGCCGCGUUCCGGGGCACCCUCGCGUCGGCCGCAUCCAAGCUGUCCAACCCGUCGGCCGUCAAGGCGGCCUCGCUCGCGCCCCCGUCACCGUCACCGUCCGCCGCGUCGGACAGCGCCACGCCGACGGCGAAGCGCAAGCGGGAUGCCGUACCCGAUGUGCCCUUCUCGCAGCCGCAGCUCACGGGCUACGGCGCCGAGGUCAAGACGCAGAUGACCUUUGCGGUCGACUACCUGAAGAAAAAGGGCGAGCCGAAGAGCAUCACGGACAUCAUCGACCACCUGAGCCUGCGGGCGUACUCGGACGAGCACAAGAAGGAGCUGACGGACGGGCUGAGGGGUCACCCGCGCGUGGACUGGCGGCCGGAUCCGAACCUGACGGAGCAGACGUGGAAGACGGGCACGUACACGCACCGGCCCAUCAUCCCCGGCGUGAAGGACGCGACGUCCCUGCUGGCACACCUGCAGCGCAAGACGGACGCCUCGGGCGUGUCGGUGAAGGACCUCAAGGACGGCUGGCCCGACUGCGAGGAGACGCUCGCCCAGCUCGAGCGGCAGCACAAGGUGCUCGUCGUGCGCACUAAGAAGGACAACUUCCCGCGCUACGUUUGGGCCGACGACCCGUCGCUCCAGCACGCCGUGCAGCCAGAGUUCCAGUCCAUGUGGCACCGCGUGCCCCUGCCGUCGCUCGACGACAUGCACCGCAAGCUGGUCAACGUCGGGCAGAAGCCGACGAGCGAGGACCCGCGCAAGGCGGCGCAGGCAGCGGGCGCCGGCAAGCCAAAGACGCAGAAGAAGCGCGCCGGCAAGAGGAUGGGUAAAGCGACUAAUGUGCACAUGGCGCACCUCAUGCAGGACUACAGCCACAUCCGCAGGUGA
Molecule: messenger RNA, 903 nt
Organism: Purpureocillium lilacinum
Lineage: Eukaryota; Fungi; Ascomycota; Sordariomycetes; Hypocreales; Ophiocordycipitaceae
Biological process (GO): transcription initiation at RNA polymerase II promoter
Cellular component (GO): transcription factor TFIIE complex
Molecular function (GO): TFIIH-class transcription factor complex binding
Source: RefSeq, a predicted model, not a curated record